AUGGCAGAUGAUGAAGUCAUGCGAAAUGGGGUUGAUGGCAGUCCCAACAAUGAGGUACAAAAUGCCGAUCCUAAAGGUACUCUGGAUGCCAGUGACUUAGGAAAAGGUUCACCCAUGGAUCCAGAGUCAGACGAAGAUGUACCAGUUGAGGCAGAGGAGCUUCAGGACGCUCUCACACGGGCGCCGCCGGUCAACAGCAGCUACCUACCCCUCCCUUGGAAGGGACGACUAGGUUAUGCAUGUCUGAAUACGUAUCUACGAUAUGCGACCCCGCCCGUUUUCUGCUCCCGGACUUGCCGCAUUGCCUCCAUCCUGGAAAACAGACAUCCACUCUCGGAUCCUUCGCAGCCCCCUCAUCCGACCAAAAACCGUCCUGAUCGUGAUCAGCCCGCUGAUGUCGCGCGCGGUCAGGCGUAUGUUGAGGCUAUAGGCCUCACCAAUGCUCGCGAUCUCGUCAAAAUGCUGCGCUGGAAUGACCGCUACGGAAUCAAGUUCAUGCGAUUGAGCAGCGAGAUGUUUCCAUUUGCGAGCCACAAGGAGUACGGCUACAAGUUGGCUCCCUUUGCCUCUGAAGUACUGGCAGAAGCUGGUCGUGUCGUUGCCGAGCUCGGUCAUCGCGUGAGCGUUCAUCCCGGUCAAUUCACGCAACUGGGCUCUCCUAAGGACGAAGUAGUGGAAAGCUCCAUUCGAGAUCUGGAAUACCACUCGGAAAUGCUCCAGUUGCUCCAGCUGCCACCUCAACAGGAUAGGGAUGCUGUUAUGAUUCUGCACAUGGGCGGCGUCUUUGGUGACAAAGAAGCCACUCUUGACCGGUUUAGAGAGAAUUAUCGAGGCCUAUCGCAGGACAUCAAAAAUCGGCUUGUCUUGGAGAACGACGAUGUCAGCUGGUCGGUUCACGACCUCCUGCCCAUUUGUGAAGAACUGAACAUACCCCUGGUACUCGACUUCCACCACCACAAUAUCAUCUUUGAUUCGAGCCAGCUCCGCGAGGGCACACUGGACAUCAUGUCCUUGUUUGAUCGGAUCAAGGCGACAUGGACCCGGAAGGGCAUCACGCAGAAGAUGCACUAUUCUGAGCCAGAACCAUCUGCCAUCACAAACCGCCAACGUCGGAAGCAUAGCCCCCGGGUCUCCACUCUUCCACCGUGCGAUCCCACCAUGGAUCUGAUGAUCGAGGCCAAGGACAAGGAGCAAGCUGUUUUCGAAUUGAUGCGGACAUUUAAGCUGCCGGGUCACGAACUUGUCAACGAUAUCAUUCCUCACGUGCGUAAUGACGAAAACAGGCCACAUAAGCCGCCGAGGAAGACCAAGAAGAACGGGGGUUUUGUGGAUCUGGAGGGACUGGUCCCACCUCCUCAGACUGUCCCUGAAGAAGAAGUGGGCAUGGGUGGUCCGGAGGGACGGGUCUACUGGCCUCCUGGCAUGGAGGAAUGGCUUCGACCGAAGAAGAUUGUUCGCACCAAAGCCAUCCAGAGCCCUCGCCGCACUCCUUCCACGAAGAAAGUAGCGGUCGAAAAUGGCGAUUCUGUACCACAGGAAGAACCGGAUGGAAGCGCGCUAGCUACGCCGGUGUCAAAGAAGAAGACACCUAAUGUAAAGAAACCGGUCUCCAGGAAGCGGAAAGCUUCUCCGGCGACUACACCGUCAGCUUCAGAUGAAGAAGCACCCGAAAUCCCAGAGAGGCCGACUCUUAAGCGAUCCCAGAGCAGUGGUGUUCGUCGAAGCCGACGAGCAAAGAAGGUGGACUACGCCGAAGAUGAAGACUCGGUCUGA
Molecule: messenger RNA, 1773 nt
Organism: Aspergillus niger
Lineage: Eukaryota; Fungi; Ascomycota; Eurotiomycetes; Eurotiales; Aspergillaceae
Exons: 2
Coding region: 1-1773 (590 amino acids)
Biological process (GO): nucleotide-excision repair; response to UV; mitochondrial DNA repair
Cellular component (GO): nucleus; mitochondrion
Molecular function (GO): endonuclease activity
Source: RefSeq, a predicted model, not a curated record